CCUUUUUCCUCUCUAUAUAACCCUUCUUUAAUACCAUACCAUUUUCUCUCUCUUCCUGGGAGCGUAGCCAUCUCCAUAUCCUAAGCCAAUACCAAACUUUAGGUAGAAGAGUUUCGAUAAAUUUUGGUUGGGAAUGGAAUCAGGGAAACAAGGAAGCUCGGACGCUUCAAGUGAAGAAAACGAUCGGGUUGAUCGAGUCAAGGGCGACACGGCUGCAACCACCAAACGUUCCUACGAGUGUACUUUUUGCAGGCGAGGCUUCACCAACGCUCAGGCCUUAGGGGGACACAUGAACAUACAUCGCAAAGAUCGAGCCAAGGCCAAGCAACCAACGAGUUCUUCGGUCCCAAGUGAGCCAAUGAAUGAGGACUACAUGAACCCUGGAUAUCUGCCACCAAUUUCGACCGAACCACCAAACUAUUACCCGGUUUUGGAGGCCCAACGGAACUAUCACAUGUAUUUUCAGCCACCAGUGUCUAGCCCUACACUCCCAUAUGGUUACUACGAAAGUGAUUUUCUUGUCCCUGCCAGAUCGCAAUCUCUGAGCAUGAAUGAUGAAGAGCUUUUGGGUGCAAAUUUGAGCCUACAAAUUGGCCCAACGCAUGUAGAUGAUCGUGAAGUGAGGAGGGGAAUUAUGAAAGAAGAUGAACUGGAUUUGGAGCUUCGACUCGGUCACCAUCCAUAGUACACAGCAUAGUGUGUUCUAUCCACAACUGUGUACUAAUUCUAGUGUUAAGGAAUUUUAUUGUACAGUGGAGACACUAUUUAUUCAGCUACUGUUUCAUAGGGCAAAGUGAAUUUCUAAGGGUUUUUUUUCUGCAGAGAAAACAUUAUUUAUUAGAUUCUUCCCUUCAGGACGUUCAUUGAGAUUGGAUUGACGAAGAAGAGAAGAGGGAUUCUUAAUUUUUCUGAAAUUAAUUGAAAGAUGAAGAUGGAAGCAUCAGCUGAAUGAAGUAAAUAUAAUCAAUGCUCCCUGAGGGGAAUAUUAUACAUACCUUUAAUUAUAUAGAGGGAGAGAUUGCUUAUUCAAUAAGUAUUUUCCCCAUCUGGUCAAAUAAUUCCCAAGUAUGAUUACCAUCAAGAAUGAUCCUCGAG
Molecule: messenger RNA, 1095 nt
Organism: Theobroma umbraticum
Lineage: Eukaryota; Viridiplantae; Streptophyta; Magnoliopsida; Malvales; Malvaceae
Product: C2H2 and C2HC zinc fingers superfamily protein
Source: RefSeq, a predicted model, not a curated record